Messenger RNA from Astrephomene gubernaculifera, 1051 nucleotides. The record is from the annotation of a GenBank genome assembly. Lineage: Eukaryota; Viridiplantae; Chlorophyta; Chlorophyceae; Chlamydomonadales; Astrephomenaceae.
UUGUCCCUUCUACACCUCUCAGCUUGAGCUUCCUGCGCAUUUCUGCAACCGCCAACUUUAGGACCUGCUUGCAAGGAGGCUAGCUUCCAUUACGUCUUAGCCCGCAAUUGAGUAACACUACGCAGCAUGGCGCAGGACGGUCUCCUUGACCAGCGGAAAAAGCGAUUCCUUACCCCUAAAGCCUUUUGUGCCAUAUUCUUAGGCGCAAGCCUUUCUGCAGUCUUCUAUGCGACACUGCAUUACAUCCAUGCCGAAGGCGUAUCACAUCCGGCGUUGCUUAUGUUGCUCCCACCCGCGGCGAUAACAUGGCUGGUCAUGAUGAUACCCAUCUUCAUGUUUAUAGCGUACCAGGAUGACUUCAAGCAGCUCAAUCCGCUCAUCCCAACGCACUACAUCCUCAUUGCCAAGCGCUGUUUCAAGGCCAUGAAAGACAACGAUUUCAAGGUGUCUGAAAAGAAUCUAUGACGUCCGCUGAGACCCAGUUACAGGGCCGGGCUUGGACCGCAUCUGAUAGCUGCAGUGGCAGGCACAUACAUUGUACGACAGAUUCAUGGCCUUGUUUUACGGUGAUCGGUACUGGCGGGUGUCAGGGAUGGUCGUUGUACGAAGGCCGGGGCAGUGUGCUGUUGGCUCUGUCAUAGGUGCUUAGCUCUAAAACCAGGGGUUAUACUGCCAGCGCCAAAAUGGCAGGGAGUUCAACACGGUUGAGGUGGAGACGUGUGGUGCGGUAUCGUUGAUGUGGGUAGGCACAGUGGCAUUUGCGGUGGUGGUGGUAAAGAGGAAGACACUGACGAGCUGUAUGCCCGGUAUGGUGCAGUAACACUGUUACGUGUACCGCCCCAGCAGCCGCCCAUCACUGCCAUCACUUAGGGAACCACGCAUAGCAAGGGGUUGCAUACUCGCUUGUCAGGCCUUGAGUUGUGUGUGGUCAGUGGUUGCAGGAAUCUUCCCUUAAAAGGAAGCUUUAUUGUAUAUUGCUUACCCCCUGCAGCGCUGAAUGGUUGUUGCUCCCAGAAGAGCUUGUCAACUGGCCACAAUCAAUUUGGUCAAA